Messenger RNA from Ziziphus jujuba (common jujube), 1788 nucleotides. RefSeq names its product alcohol acyl transferase 1 allele GSa-like. NCBI's taxonomy places the organism in Eukaryota, Viridiplantae, Streptophyta, Magnoliopsida, Rosales, Rhamnaceae. The coding region runs from base 120 to 1514 and encodes 464 amino acids. The record is from RefSeq and is a predicted model, not a curated record. The transcript has 2 exons. Gene Ontology annotation, molecular function: acyltransferase activity, transferring groups other than amino-acyl groups.
GGUGUAUAAUAUAAGGGUGGAUUUCUAUGGCUAUAUAAAUUACAAACUCUCACUUCAGAUUCAUCUCAUAAGCACACCUAAAAUUAAUCAAUCCCUCAUUUCCUGCCACAUACUCUUCCAUGGCAAUAUCAUCAUCACCAUGCUUAGCAUUCCAUGUGAAACGUUGUAAGCCAGAACUAGUUGUACCCUCAAAACCAACACCACAUGAAGUAAAGUACCUCUCAGACAUUGAUGACCAGGAGGGCUUAAGAUUUCAAGUUCCGUUUAUAUGGUUUUACGAGAACAAGAAAAAUCACAAUAACAGUACUACUCCUUCAAUGGAAUUAGGAAAAGACCCUGUUAAAGUUAUUAGGGAAGGACUUGGUAAGGCACUGGUUUAUUACUACCCAUUUGCUGGUAGACUUAUGGAAGGUUAUAACAGGAAGCUUAUUGUGGAAUGUAAUGGCAAAGGGGUUUUGUUCAUUGAGGCUGAUGCUGAUAUUAGCCUUGACCAAUUGGGUGAUAGAAUUCAAUCUCCAUAUUCAUUUCUUGAUGAAUUUCUUCGUAAUGUUAAAGGAUCAGAUGGUAUUCUUGGUUGUCCUUUGUUGUUAAUUCAGGUGACUCGUUUGGCAUGUGGAGGUUUUGUUUUGGCGUUGCGUUUUAACCACACAAUGUGUGAUUCAUUUGGAGUGUUUCUGUUCUUGAAAACAAUGGCAGAGAUGGCAGAUGGAGCAGAAGAGCCUUCAAUUCCACCAGUAUGGCAGAGGGAGCUCUUGACUGCCCGAAACCCACCGCGCGUAACUUGCAUACACCAUGAAUAUCAUCAACAAGCAAUAAUUAUGACUGGUGAAAUGAACUCAUUGGAUCAAACCAACAACCUAGUCCAUCGCUCUUUCUUCUUUGGUCCUUACCAAAUAAAGGCCAUCCAAAACCAUCUUCCUCAAAACCUCAUUAGCUUUUUUUCCCGAUACGAGUUACUAACAGCUUGUCUAUGGAGAUGUCGUACGCUUGCACUGAAACUCGACGAUGAGGACAUCGUUAGAGUUUCGUGCAUGCUGACUGCUCGAGGCAAGGACCAAGGUUCAAGUCUGCCUUUAGGGUACUAUGGCAAUGCAUUUGCAUUUCCAGCUGCUGUUUCGAAAGCUAGAGAUUUAUGCAAAAACUCGUUGGGAUAUGCAGCGGCGUUGGUGAAGAAGGCAAAAGCUGAAAUGAAUGAAGAGUACAUAAGAUCAGUAGCAGAUCUUAUGGUAAUGAAUGGAAGACCGACCUAUAUUGCAACAGGGAAUUUUCUUGUUAGUGAUGUAAGAAAUGCUCGGUUAGGAGAUGUGGAUUUUGGUUGGGGUUUGCCUGAAUAUGCAGGACCUGCCAUGGCUUUCCCUCGAAUAAGCUUCUAUGUGAAGCAUAGAAACAAAUGUGAAGAUGGGAUUUUGGUACCAAUUUGCUUGCCUUUUUGGGCUAUGGAGAGGUUUCAGAAAGAGCUUAUGGCAAUGACUCAAGAGGAUGCUAAAGCAACUGAAAUUAUAUCCAAACUUUAAGUAAAAAUUUGGAAGCUUCUUCAAUAUUGCAGCUAAUAAUUUAGUUAUUUUGUCUCUCCCAAACAUGAUUUGCAACUUUUUUUUUUUUUUUUUUGGUUGUUUUCCUUAUAUGGGAUGUGGGGAUUCAAAUUUGGGAUUAUUGCCCAGGAAAAAUCCACUGGUCUGUCUCUAACACCUUUAUUUGAAGAAAUAGUGGUUUCGCUUGAGUGUGAUGAAUGGAACAGAUUUAUUAAGGUAAUUAAUAAUUUGAGAGUGGAUUAUGACUAGUAUGCUA